AUGCUGUUCUUAAGAAAAGGAAGGAAACUAUCCACUUACCUUUCCACCGUAACCUUGUUGAUAAUAUUUGCGAUAUCGAAAUGUGACGCUUCUUCAAAUGUAGAAAAGAAGGAACAAGAUGAUGUGCAUAAGAUUAUAAGCGAAUUGCGUUUUUUAGAAAAAGUAGAAACGAUUUUAGAACAUAGUAACAUGGGUGUAUCUGAUAUUGAGGCAGAUGAAAAUGCCUAUAAUCCAGAUAAAGAUGCUCCAAAGGAAGAAAUGGAAAAAUUAAUAUUGAAAGAGACUGAAGUUGAUGGAAGCAAUAAUUUACGAAAGAGUAAAAUACCGGAAAAAGAGUUAAUUAAGAAAAAGAAAAAUUUACGUCUAAUAGUUAGUGAAAAUCAUUCAACUAGUCCUUCCUUUUUUGAAGAAUCACUUUUAGAAGAAGAAGUAGUAUCUUUCCUACAGAGUAAAGGGAAAUUAUCAAAUUUAAAAAAUAUAAAAUCUUUAAUUAUAGACUUAAAUAAUGACACAUCUGAUGAGGAAUUAGAAAAGUAUAUAAAAAAGUUGGAAGAGAAGGGGGCUCAUGUAGAAUCAGAUAAAUUAGUAGGAGCAGAUGAUAUCGAUUUAAAAUAUAUUAAAGAUGCAGUAAGAAAAGGAAAAAAGUUCAUUAAUUUUAAAAAGCACAACAAUAAUAAUAUGUUAGAAGUAGAAAAUAAAAUAGAGAAUUACUAUGAUGAUAUGCCUGAAAUCAUUAAUAGUUAUUCGGAUGCUCAAAAAGGAAAUGUGCUAAAAGUAGGUGAAUCACCUUCAUUCGCAUCAUCCACAUCAUCCUCAUCAUCGUCCUAUAAAUUCAAUGAUGAAUUUAGAAAUCUUCAAUGGGGUUUAGAUUUAGCUCGAUUAGAUGAAACACAAGAAUUAAUUAAUAAGAAUAGAACAAGAGAAACUAAAAUAUGUGUAAUAGAUAGUGGUAUAGAUUAUAAUCAUCCAGAUUUGAAAAAAAAUAUUGACAUAAAUUUAACUGAAUUAUAUGGUAAAGCAGGUGUAGAUGAUGAUAACAAUGGAAUUGUUGAUGAUAUUUUUGGAGCUAAUUUUGUAAAUAAAACUGGAGAUCCUAUGGAUGAUAAUUAUCAUGGUACACAUGUUACAGGUAUUAUAUCAGCUGUAGGAAAUAAUGGAAUAGGUAUAGUAGGUGUAGAUGAUAAUUCUAAAAUAAUAGUAUGUAAAGCUUUAGAUCAUCAUAAAUUAGGUAGGUUAGCAGAUAUGUUUAAAUGUAUUGACUACUGUAUUAGUAGAAAAGCUGAUAUGAUUAAUGGUAGUUUUUCAUUUGAUGAAUAUAGUGGUAUUUUUAAUUCUUCCGUUGAAUACCUUAGAUCUUUAGGUAUAUUAUUUUUUGUUUCUGCUAGUAAUUGUACACAUGAAAAAUCAUCCAAACCUGAUAUAGCCAAAUGUGAUUUAUCUGUUAAUAAUAGAUACCCCCCUGUACUAUCAACAAUGUAUGAUAAUGUUAUUGCUGUAGCUAACUUAAAAAGAGAUUUAAAUGAUAAUUAUUCUUUAUCUGAAAACUCUUUUUAUAGUAAUAUUUACUGUCAAGUUGCAGCACCUGGAACUAAUAUUUAUUCUACUGCUCCAUCUAAUACUUAUAGAAAAUUAAACGGUACAUCUAUGGCUUCUCCUCAUGUUGCUGCCAUUGCUUCACUCAUUUAUUCAAUUAAUCCUAACUUAUCUUAUAGACAAAUUGUAGAUAUAUUGAAAAGUUCUGUUAAGAAACUUCCUUCUGUUAAGUCAAAAGUUGCAUGGGGUGGUUACAUUGAUAUCUAUGAGGCGGUCGUAGCUGCUAUCAAUUCUAAAACCCACUAUAUCAAAUCGCAGUCCUGGUUUAGCUGGAAGAAGAACAAAAGGGGCUAG
Plasmodium malariae is the source of this 1887-nucleotide messenger RNA. It is a transcript of the gene SUB1, whose product is annotated as subtilisin-like protease 1, putative. Lineage: Eukaryota; Apicomplexa; Aconoidasida; Haemosporida; Plasmodiidae. Gene Ontology annotation, biological process: proteolysis. The transcript has a single exon. The record is from RefSeq and is a predicted model, not a curated record. Gene Ontology annotation, molecular function: serine-type endopeptidase activity. Bases 1 to 1887 code for a protein of 628 amino acids.